CCGCUGCCCACCUCGUCUUAUUGUGAACCUCCACCCUAUUCUCCCCUCUUCCCUCCCCAGACCCACCACCUCCUCCUUUCCCUCCCCCUACAGCACACAUGCAGGCCAAGAAGAGGUACCUGCUUGUGUCUGUGGGGGCCGGUCUUCUCUUCCUCAUAUAUCUGUGGGGUCUGCAAAUUGGGGAGUUCCAACAGCAGCCAUACCAGUAUCAUCAGUUUCCCCAGUACCCCCUGUAUCAUCAGUACCACCAACAAGAAUACCAGUACUACCGCCAAAGUAAGGAAGUGUACUACCAGCCCCAGCCAUUGCCCCAGAGAAGUCCAUCCAGACCACCCAGACACUGGCCGGAGUCGACCAAGCUGCUGGAGCCGUAUUUGGAGGGAGGAGAGCAGGAGGAGGACACCCCUCAGCUCCAUCACCAGCACACCUCCCCUCGUGAACGACGGGCGAUCCGUGACAACAUCUACAAGAACAAGCGCUGCCGCAUGGAAACCUGCUUUGACUUUGCUCGCUGCCAGUCGGGAUUCAAGGUUUACAUCUACCCUCAACAGAGAGGCAGCGAGAUCUCAGAGACCUACAAGAAGAUCUUGACCUCCAUUGAAGAGUCCCGGUUCCACACCACAGACCCUUUGAGGGCCUGUCUCUUUAUUCUAGCUGUGGACACAUUGGACAGGGACCAGCUCUCAGUGCAGUACGUCCAGAACAUUAGAUCGCGUAUCCAGAACCUGCCCACGUGGAACGAUGGCAGGAAUCACCUCAUAUUCAACCUUUACUCUGGGACUUGGCCGGACUACACUGAGGAUUUGGGCUUUGAGGUGGGACAGGCCAUGCUGGCCAAGGCCAGUGCAGAUGUGGUCAACUUCCGACCUAACUAUGAUAUUUCCAUCCCUCUAUUCUCAAAGGAUCAUCCGCUAAAAGGAGGGGGAAUAGGUUAUCUGACACUUAACGAUGCACCACCUUCCAGGAAGUACCAGCUGGUUUUCAAAGGGAAAAGAUACUUAACUGGUAUAGGUUCGGAGACCAGGAAUGCUUUGUAUCACAUCCACAAUGGGGAAGAUAUUAUUCUGCUGACGACAUGUAAACAUGGCAAAGACUGGGAGAAACACAAGGACUCGCGCUGUGACAGAGAUAAUGAAGACUACUCAAAGUUUGACUACCAGGAGCUACUUCAUAACUCUACCUUCUGCCUGGUGCCACGGGGCCGGCGUCUUGGAUCUUUCCGCUUCCUGGAGGCCUUGCAGGCUGCCUGUAUUCCAGUUAUUCUAAGUAAUGGCUGGGAGCUUCCCUUCUCUGAAGUAAUUGACUGGAGGAAAGCCGCCAUCAUUGGCGAUGAGAGGCUGCUAUUACAGGUUCCCUCCAUUACCCGGUCCGUGGGCCAUGACAGGAUCUUGGCUCUCCGCCAGCAAACUCAGUUCCUCUGGGACGCCUACUUCUCCUCCAUAGCCAAAAUAGUCUUAACAACUCUUGAGAUCAUCCAGGACCGCGUGGACUCCCUUAUAUCCAGAAACCGUUUGUUGUGGAAUUCCCUACCUGGUGGUCUGUAUGCACUCCCUCAGUACUCAACUGACGCUGCCCAGUUUCCUUUUUACUAUGCUCUACUGGGUAAGAGCCCAUCGCAGCAGUUCACCACUGUGAUCCAUAUGGUAACUCCUCUGCAGUCCCAGAUAUCCCCUGUGGUGAAGCUCAUCAUCGCUGUAGCCAAGUCCAAGUUCUGUGCACAGAUUGUGGUUUUAUGGAACUGCGACAAGCCUUUACCUCCUAGAAACAAGUGGCCCUCCACCAGUGUGCCUCUCACUGUCAUUGAAGGACAGACCAAGACGAUGAGCAGUCGUUUUUUCCCCCAUGACGCCAUCAUCACCGACGCCGUCCUCAGUCUGGAUGAAGACUCUGUUCUCUCAACCAAUGAGGUGGACUUUGCCUUCACUGUAUGGCAAAGUUUUCCCGAGCGUAUUGUUGGUUAUCCAGCAAGGAGCCACUACUGGGAUAAUUCCAGAUCACGCUGGGGCUACACUUCCAAGUGGACCAAUGAGUACUCCAUGGUCCUUACAGGAGCAGCUUUUUACCACAGAUACUAUCACUACUUGUUCACUCACUACAUACCGGCUAGCCUGCUGACAAUGGUGGACCGCAUGGCUAAUUGUGAAGACAUCCUGAUGAACUUCCUCGUUUCGGCCGUGACCAAGCAACCUCCAAUCAAAGUCACACAGAAGAAGCAGUACAAGGAAACCAUGAUGACCCAGGGCUCCAAGGUGUCAUCUCGUUGGGCUGACCCGGACCAUUUCGCCCAGCGACAGAGUUGCAUGAAUGCCUUUAGCCACUGGCUAGGUUUCAUGCCCUUAGUGCACUCCCAGAUGAGGUUGGACCCAGUGUUGUUCAGAGACCAGGUUUCCAUCCUGAGGAAGAAAUACAGGGACAUUGAGAGGUUGUGAACAAACAAGGACACGCCAAAUCACAGUAGAGGCUGGAGAGCUGUGUGUGUGUCUGUGUGUUCUUGGACUCCCUGUUCAAGAGGACAAUACACACACUGUCCUGAAUGACUGUUUAUGAGGCUAUAAAGGAAAAUUCACACAUGCACUGGACAUAAAAGUGAUAAAACACUGAGGUAUUUGCAAGACCUUUAAAUGCAAAUUUCUAUGGGGAAAAAAAAGCUUCUGUAUAUGUGGUUGGUUACAGUGAGCAACUGUGCAUAGCUGCCAUCUGUGACAAUACACAUAAAUAUGAAUGCAUGUAGACACAUGCAACAAAGACUUGGACACAUUCAAGCUGACCACGUGUACGUAUGUGUUGCAUGGUUUAAACAAGACAAGACUGUGUUUAAAAAAAAAAAAAUCAAGUAUGUCUACAGUGGAAGUUGACAAACGGCUAAAGAGAUUCGAGUUAAAGGUUGUAUUCAUGAAGUCAGUAAUUAAAGAAAAGAGUUUGUGUGGACAAAAAGGAACAAGCUGUACUUUCUGGCCACAUCACAGCUAAUGGCCCCAAAACACCCAGAGAUGAUGGCAGUGCACCUCUUGUAAAUUACUGUAGAUUUGAAGCAGCAGUUCCUGUCUGUAUGAAGCAAAUAAAAAAAUAAAAUAAAGAGAUGUUAUGU
Molecule: messenger RNA, 3088 nt
Organism: Pelmatolapia mariae (spotted tilapia)
Lineage: Eukaryota; Metazoa; Chordata; Actinopteri; Cichliformes; Cichlidae
Product: exostosin-1
Exons: 12
Coding region: 99-2429 (776 amino acids)
Cellular component (GO): membrane
Molecular function (GO): glycosyltransferase activity
Source: RefSeq, a predicted model, not a curated record